CAGUGUCCGGCCCUCGGCCCAUAGGAGGAGCAGUUUGCGAACGCCUGGGGUCGAGCUGCCAGUUUCAGGGGCAGAGGAGGUAGCCGAGAGGCCGAGCGGCACCUUCCCAGACUGCGCCCCGAUGCUGCGCGCCCUGACCUGCGCCCUGCGCCUUCCGCGCUCCUGGAGGCCCCUGGGGGCCCGUGGCUGUGCCUCGGAGCCGGCGGCCGCGGGCCGCGAGAUCCAAGUGUGCCCUCUGGAGGGUCCAGACCAAGGAAUUACUGAGAUUCUGAUGAACAGACCGAGAGCCCGCAAUGCCCUGGGGCACGUCUUUGUCAGCGAGCUGCUGGAAGCUCUGGCCCAGCUGCGGGAGGACCGGCAAGUGCGUGUCCUGAUCUUCAGAAGCGGAGUGAAGGGUGUGUUCUGUGCAGGUGCAGACCUGAAGGAGCGGGAGCAGAUGAGUAACGCGGAGGUGGGGGUCUUUGUCCAGCGGCUCCGAGGUCUGAUGAAUGAGAUUGCGGCCUUCCCUGCACCCACCAUCGCAGCAAUGGAUGGAUUUGCCUUGGGUGGAGGCCUGGAACUUGCCCUGGCCUGUGAUCUCCGAGUGGCAGCUUCCUCGGCUGUCAUGGGGCUGAUUGAGACCACCCGAGGGCUCCUCCCAGGAGCAGGAGGGACUCAGAGGCUGCCUCGAUGCCUGGGGGUGGCCCUGGCGAAGGAGCUCAUCUUCACAGGCCGAAGACUGAGCGGGACGCAGGCCCAGGCCCUGGGGCUGGUGAACCACGCCGUGGCCCAGAAUGAGGAGGGCAACGCUGCCUACCACCGGGCACGAGCACUGGCCCAGGAGAUCCUGCCCCAGGCCCCCAUUGCUGUGCGGCUAGGCAAAGUAGCCAUUGACCGAGGAAUGGAGGUGGACAUCGCAUCAGGGAUGGCCAUUGAAGGGAUAUGCUAUGCCCAGAACAUCCCCACCCGGGAUCGGCUGGAAGGCAUGGCAGCUUUCAGGGAGAAGCGACCCCCUAGAUUUGUUGGCGAGUGACUUCUGUUUAACGUUAAGCACGGGAAAUGCGCAUCUUACAGGGCAGGAUUCCGAAGGAAAAUCUGCAGUGCAACAGCCUUCAUCAUUUCACCUCUCUGGGCUUCAGUCUCCUCACAAGGAUGAUGGAUAUAAAAUGAGUGGCAUAGUACCUGGUACUAAAGUGCUGACCAUGCCACCUACUACCACCUUCAUUAUUCUUCACCCAAGCUAGAUAAUCACUGGGAUCGGGUUUGCUUAGGAGAAUACCUUUCUCUCCCUAUUAGAAUGAUAAACUAAGGGUAAAAAAAUCCUCUGGGCCUUUGUAUUGCUGGCACUCAAGCCUGACCUCUGCAUCUCAGUCAUUAGGUGCUCACCAGAGAUGGCAAGAGGUUGUAGGAACCCCUGGUUUCUUCCUCUGUACAACAGAGAUAAUAAGGAAACCCUGGUAGUGGUUGAACAGGCAUCAGGAAUCAGACUGCAGAUCCCAGCUGUCAGUUACUCACUAUGUGCCUCAGCUUGUGCAUCUAUGAUCAAACUGUUGUGAGGAUUUUAAAAAAUAAUAAAACAUCUCAAGUUCAAUAAA
Messenger RNA from Vicugna pacos (alpaca), 1574 nucleotides. It is a transcript of the gene ECHDC2, whose product is annotated as enoyl-CoA hydratase domain containing 2. The record is from RefSeq and is a predicted model, not a curated record. Gene Ontology annotation, molecular function: catalytic activity. Gene Ontology annotation, biological process: fatty acid beta-oxidation. NCBI's taxonomy places the organism in Eukaryota, Metazoa, Chordata, Mammalia, Artiodactyla, Camelidae. Gene Ontology annotation, cellular component: mitochondrion.